AUGUACAACUACAAGAUCCAGAAGGACCACAAUGGCGUCCUUCGACUCGGCAAAUUCCAUGGCAACAUCAACUGGAAGCAUGCCACCAAAGUCGAGAUGGAUCUGCUUGCAACGUACAAGGUCCUUGUGGAUAUGGGGAGAGGAACCCCAAUGCCAAAAGAUCACCAAAAGUUCCAAGUCCAACUUGUCAAUGCCCUUAAACAUUGUGACAAACACAAGCCCAGAUUCCUACCUUACGGUGGCUUUACCUACAUAGUACCACACCAAAUAAAAUCCCACUGUCAGACAGACCAAUCGGCCAAGGGUAUAAUGUAA
Molecule: messenger RNA, 315 nt
Organism: Cylindrotheca closterium
Lineage: Eukaryota; Bacillariophyta; Bacillariophyceae; Bacillariales; Bacillariaceae
Source: the annotation of a GenBank genome assembly